This is a messenger RNA of Gastrolobium bilobum, 1910 nucleotides long. Its product is annotated as pollen receptor-like kinase 5. Lineage: Eukaryota; Viridiplantae; Streptophyta; Magnoliopsida; Fabales; Fabaceae. Gene Ontology annotation, molecular function: protein binding; ATP binding; protein kinase activity. Gene Ontology annotation, biological process: protein phosphorylation. The coding region runs from base 1 to 1884 and encodes 627 amino acids. The record is from RefSeq and is a predicted model, not a curated record. The transcript has 3 exons.
AUGUCUCACAAAAGAGAACACUGUUGUCUUUUCAUGUUGUUCAUGUUGGCCACUUGUUUUUUGCCAUCAUUGGGUGACACAAACGCUCAAAUUCUGCUCAACUUCAAAAGCUCCUUGUCCGAUGCUGAUGCUUUAAAGAACUGGAAUGAGUCUAUAAGUCUGUGUGGCUGGAAUGGUAUAUUAUGCUUCAAUCAGACAUUUCAUGGAUUGAGACUAGAGAAUAUGGGACUAAGUGGCUUGAUUAAUGUAGACACCCUGCUGGAAUUGUCCAAUUUCAACAGUUUUAGUGUCAUUAACAAUAGCUUUGAGGGUCCAAUGCCUGCAUUCAAGAAGCUUGUGAGUUUAAGGGCAUUGUUUCUGAGCAAUAACAAAUUCUCUGGUGAUAUUUCUGAUGAUGCUUUUGAUGGGAUGGGACGCCUGGAGAGAGUAUUAUUGGCAGAAAAUGGAUUCACGGGUCAUAUUCCUACAUCCCUUGCUAAUUUGCCUAGGCUUUUGGAUGUGGACUUGCAUGGAAAUAGAUUUGAAGGCAACAUACCAGAAUUUCAACAGAGAGAUUUCAGAGUGUUUAAUUUAUCGAACAAUCAAUUGGAGGGUUCAAUACCCGAAAGCUUAAGCAACGAGGGUCCAAUCUCAUUUGCUGGUAACCAAGGUCUAUGUGGAAAACCUCUAAACCAGGCCUGCAGUAGCAUCCCCCCUUCCUCCACCUCUGAUCAACAACAUCCUCCACAGGAAGAAAAAGAACAUAAGAAACACCGUGUUCGUAUUGCUGCCAUUGUAGUUGCGGUUGUUGUUGUUUUGGCUUUAAUACUAGCAGUUCCAUUUAUCCGUUGGCGUCGAAUUAGGCAAACAGCACAACCCCAGAACAAUAGUGCAGUUUCUAGUGAAGUCAGAUCCUCUGAGGUGACAGCUGAAUCCAAGAAGAAUGUAGAUGGAGAGUUUAUGUUUGUUAGGAACGAGAGAGAGGUGUUUGAUUUGCAAGACUUGCUUAGGGCCUCAGUUGAGGUUCUUGGUACUGGCAGUUUUGGUUCCACGUGCAAGGUCAUGGUUUUGAAUGAACCAGUUAUGGUCGUGAAGAGGUUUCAACAUAUGAACAAUCUUGGGGAAAAAGAAUUCUUUGAGCACAUGAAAAGGCUUGGAAGGUUGACACAUCCCAAUCUACUCCCUCCUGUUGCUUUCUUUUACAGCAAAGAAGAGAAGCUUAUGGUUCAUGACUUUGUUGAAAAUGGCAGCUUGGCUAGUCAUCUCCAUGGUACAAGUGGUUCUGAGUUGGACUGGUCAACACGUUUAAAGAUCAUAAAAGGAGUGGCUAGAGGGUUAGCUUAUCUGUACAGAGAGUUCCCUGACCAAGACCUACCACAUGGCCAUCUUAAAUCAUCCAAUGUUUUGUUGGACCAUUUAUUUGAGCCUCGUUUGACAGAGUAUGGACUUGUGGCAGUGAUGGAGAAGAGCCACGCUCAGCAGUUCAUGGCAGCUUAUAAGUCCCCAGAGGUGAACCAGUUUGACAGGCCCAGUGAGAAGAGUGAUGUUUGGUGUUUGGGGAUCCUAAUACUGGAGGUUUUGACGGGGAAAAUCCCAGCAAAUUAUCUAAGACAUGGGAAGGGAGCAAGUGAAGAUUUGGCAACAUGGGUGAACUCAGUUGUGAGGGAAGGGUCGAGUGGGGAAGUGUUUGAUAAGGACAUUUUGUGGAGAAGGAAUAGUGAGGGUGAGAUGAUGAAGCUGUUGAGGAUUGGAAUGGGUUGCUGUGAAUGGAGUUUGGAGAGUAGGUGGGAUUGGAGGGAGGCUGUGGCUAGGAUUGAAGAGUUGAAGGAGAGGGAUAUUGUUGAACAUGAUAUUGAAGAAGGCUAUGAUUUGUUCUAUGAAGUUGAUUUGUCUCACAGUCAUUAGUUAAUGAACAAAGGCAACACUUCACA